AUGGCUUCAAAUGCACCAGAUUCCGAAACCAUGGUUCGCAAUAAUGGCGAGGAUGACAAAGAAUCACAGCCACAAGAAUCAUCAUCGCUCAUCGAGAUUGUUCCCUUGUCUCGGCAGUAUUUUGCCGAGGCUAAAGAUAUUGAAUCGGAUUUUGUCAAGACUGGCAAAGGAUGUUGCUUUGGAGUCUGUCGCUUUGCUUGGUGUCCGGCAUCUCCCCAAGAAGAGUUUGAUUCGAUGUAUUCUACAAAAGAUGUGACGAGAAAAGAGACCUAUGGAGUGGCGUUAUACAAUAACAAGGUGGUAGGUAUUUGCAAGGGACGACGAUUCGGUCAAAAAAUGACCUUUGACGAAUCCCUCAUGCACAAGCCCGCAAAAGGAGAAUUCUACAUUGAUACCUUGGCCGUGACAUCAGAGGCAAGAGGCAAGGGAGUCGGCACUAAACUACUCAAAUGGGCCGAAGACUUAGCCCGCCAAAAGGGUGAUUCCAAACUGCAACUGGGAGUCAUGCAGGGAAAUCCAGCGGAACGACUCUACACACGAUUUGGGUUUGAAGAAGAACAGAGAGCAUCCUGUUGCAUUAGUUUCUUGAUUGGACGACCCCAUGGAUCUUUUACAGGAAUUGAAAUGGUUAAAGAUCUGUCCUCAUAG
Molecule: messenger RNA, 648 nt
Organism: Cylindrotheca closterium
Lineage: Eukaryota; Bacillariophyta; Bacillariophyceae; Bacillariales; Bacillariaceae
Source: the annotation of a GenBank genome assembly